This is a messenger RNA of Cajanus cajan (pigeon pea), 2257 nucleotides long. Its product is annotated as ubiquitin domain-containing protein DSK2a. Gene Ontology annotation, cellular component: cytosol. The record is from RefSeq and is a predicted model, not a curated record. NCBI's taxonomy places the organism in Eukaryota, Viridiplantae, Streptophyta, Magnoliopsida, Fabales, Fabaceae. Gene Ontology annotation, biological process: ubiquitin-dependent protein catabolic process. Gene Ontology annotation, molecular function: polyubiquitin modification-dependent protein binding.
CCUUGGGUUGAUCUGUGUCUCAAGUUGGGCAACUCGCUGGGUCUCCCCCAACAUCUGGUUUCUGCACCCUCUUCGAUCCUUCUAGGGUUAGGGUUUGGUUCCCUCUUCGCUUCGUUUCAAUCCCUGCAAGAGCGUGAGGCGCCUCCCGAGAAACGCCAUGGGAGGUGACAGUGCCGUUGAGGAAUCCGAAGCAGUCGACGUCAACAUCAACGUUCGCUGUUCCAACGGUUCCAAGUUUUCCGUUCAGAUUACCGUUGAUUCCACCGUCGCUUCCUUCAAGGAUCUCGUCGCUCGCAACUGCGACAUCCCCGCCGAACAACAGCGUCUCAUUUACAAGGGUCGCAUCUUGAAGGACGAUCAAACUCUCCGAAGCUACGGUUUGGAGGCAGAUCAUACUGUCCAUUUGGUUCGUGGCUUUGCAUCUGCCAAUACAACUGGUGGGACCAAUACUAGUAGCAACAAUACCAAUACCACAACAAAUAAUGCCCGAGGUGCUGGUGUGAAUGAAGGUGGGGGUUUAGGAGGGCCUGGUGUUGGUGUUGGAGCUUCACUAUUCCCUGGACUUGGUAUCAAUGGGACUGGGGGCAAUGGUUUAUUUGGCGAGGGAUUUCCUGAUCUUGAACAGAUGCAGCAACCAUUUAUUUCAAAUCCCAAUUUAGUGAGAGAAAUAAUGAAUUCACCUGCCAUGCAGAAUCUAAUAAAUAAUCCAGAGGUAGUGCGGAAUCUUAUAAUGAAUAAUCCACAGAUGCAAGAGCUCAUGGAUCGAAACCCCGAGCUAGCACACAUUCUUAAUGAUCCCAGCACUCUCCGCCAGACCCUUGAAGCUACAAGGAACCCUGAGAUCAUGCGUGAAAUGAUGAGAAAUACAGACAGAGCAAUGAGCAACAUUGAAUCUUCUCCUGAGGGAUUCAACAUGCUGAGGCGCAUGUAUGAAAAUAUUCAAGAACCAUUUUUGAAUGCCACCACGAUGGCUGGUAAUACAGGACAUAAUAAUGCAGCAAUUUCAGGGACUCAUGGUGUCCAUGCCAGGGAUCAAUCAAAUAAUCCCUCAACCACUAGUUCUGAGGCAACUGCUGGUUCUCCGUUGCCCAAUACUAAUCCACUUCCAAAUCCUUGGUCCUCAACUGGAACUGGAGGUGCUCAAAGUCAAAAUAACACCAGAAGGUCAUCAACCACUGGUGGGGAUGCUAGGCAGCAAGGACCUACUGGCUUGGGAGGGCUUGGUCUGCCAGACCUUGAAAGCAUGCUGGGUGGAAGUGCUAUGCCAGAUGCUGCUUUAUUGACCCAGUUAAUGCAAAAUCCAGCUAUCUCACAAAUGAUGCAAAGUAUGCUUUCCAACCCACAAACUUUGAAUCAGAUUCUUGGUGUUAAUUCUGAGCAGCGCGGCAUGCCGGAUUUAAAUUCUCUUAGAGAAGUAAUGCAAAAUCCAGAAUUUCUUCGUUUGUUUUCUUCACCCGAGACACUGCAGUUUCAUAAUUCCUUGCUUUCAGUUGAUAUUCUCACAACUCUGCCUUAUUGCACAAUGACAGCAACUUUUGUCUUUCCAGCAAGCUCUUAUGUCUCAGCUUGGUCAGCAACAAUCGACACGGGAAUCUGGUCAAACUGGCGGGGGCACUGGACCAAUGAACAACUUGGGAUUGGAGAUGUUAUCGAGCAUGUUUGGUGGACUUGGGUCUGGUAGCCUUGCUGUUCCUAAUAGAUCAAAUGAGCCACCGGAGCAAUUGUAUGCCACCCAACUUUCACAGCUUCAAGAAAUGGGAUUCUUUGACACACAGGAGAACAUAAGGGCUCUCAUUGCCACUUCGGGGAAUGUUCAUGCAGCAGUUGAACGACUAUUGGGGAACUCUGGUCAGUAGCAGACAAUGUUGGCAAUUUCCUUUUGGUCAAGUUCACUUAUGUUGAUUUCCGUGGUUGAUCACUUUGAAAUCAGUAGUGUUCAGGCGCCUUGUUGGGUAUUUGAAUAAAAUCAGAAAUCUGUCCAAAUUGUAGUGGUCAGAGCUGAAAUGGUGUAGGUUAUAUACAUUGGACUGUGAUUGUUCCUUCUAGUGGUCCAAUUUCUUCAUGUACAUACUUAUAUUGAAACUAGUUUUAGACGCAGCAGGAGAGCUUUAACAUUUUGAAAUGAAUUGAUUUUUUGUUUGGAUGAAUGCUUAAUAACUCCAUAAUUACUGAUUUGGCCGGUGGAAGGGGAUGUGAGACUUAUCUGUUAAAAUAUAAAAUGGUAGAGGUAAUAUGAACUACCAAAUUGAUUGAUUUA